UUUUCAUUUUAACCUCUCAACUUUUGAAAAUAUCUAUUUUAGUCCCGGGCUUUCCUUUUUUUUGAUCUUAUAGCGUCUCUUAUUCGUCCGGCGGUUGAUCACUAUCAUCAAAGUAACCAAGUAUCAUAUAAAUAGAAGGCUUUAGUUCGAAUCACAACCAACUUCCACACACACAGUAUGGUGCAAAAUGGCUUCCGCUCGUUUCCCAUCGUUUCAUUUCCACAGCCCAGUUUCCACGCGGCGAAGACCGUCCGACCACCGCAGAGCUCCGAGAUGCCACGGCGGCGUCGGCGAUGAAGAGAAUCAGAAGGACAUCGUGGACGCGAAUUUGACGGUGUUGAGAGCGAGAAUGGAAGAUUUGAGGAAGAAGGAGCGGCGGAUUCCGCUUCCAGCACGGCGCGGAGGACUCGAAUUCGAUAAUGGCUGGAGGGUGCUUGGAGGUGGUGACUACGGUUGGCGGUGCAGUUGGGCUUGUUUUUGUGGGUGGAUCUUUAGGCAUCUGUUUGGUUGCUCUUUUAGUACGUCAUUUCUGGUAAUUGGAUGAUUUUAAUGGGUUUAUAUUUUCAUUUUGGAAUUUUGAAUUUUCAUUUUUAAAAAUAUAUAUUUUAAUUUUCAAUUUCCAAAACAAUCAUUUUACUGGUACUUGCCUUUGUUAUUAUUAUUUUUUUGUAGAAAAAAAUGUGUGGCUCUAAUAAUUCAUUCGUAUGUUUCAAAUAAUAAUAAUAAUAAUAAUACAUGCAUACUACUGAUUA
Messenger RNA from Benincasa hispida (wax gourd), 752 nucleotides. RefSeq lists its product as uncharacterized. Lineage: Eukaryota; Viridiplantae; Streptophyta; Magnoliopsida; Cucurbitales; Cucurbitaceae. The record is from RefSeq and is a predicted model, not a curated record.